Molecule: messenger RNA, 2364 nt
Organism: Xiphias gladius (swordfish)
Lineage: Eukaryota; Metazoa; Chordata; Actinopteri; Istiophoriformes; Xiphiidae
Product: E3 ubiquitin/ISG15 ligase TRIM25-like
Exons: 9
Coding region: 276-1829 (517 amino acids)
Molecular function (GO): zinc ion binding
Source: RefSeq, a predicted model, not a curated record
AAGUCUUCACCCUCGGCCACCGAAAGUUGUGGACAGACCGGCCCAAAGGUCUACAACUCAAACCGCUCCACACAAAGACAGAAGCGCGCACACACAGGGGGAGCGCUAGAUGUGGCUUUGUCGGUAGUCACGAGAUAUCCCGCUAGUGCCAAUGAGUUGGAGUCAUCUGGACCAGCACAAAAUCUGUAACCACAAGUAGGUCGACACUGAUGACGAGCACGCACAGUACAAGUUAAGUUUCGUUUCUCCGCCACAGCCUCGUCUGAGGUCUCAUCAUGGCCGACGUGGACGAGACUCAGUUCUCUCUGAUGAGCCUGGAGGAUGAGCUGACCUGCAGCAUCUGUCUGAGUACCUUCGAGGUUCCGGUGACCAUCCCCUGCGGACACAACUUCUGCCAGGACUGUCUCCUCGCCACCUGGAAGGAAACCUACAGCUGUCCUCAGUGUCGGACCCACUUCGCCAACAAACCGGAACUGAGGAAAAACACGGUCCUCAGCACCGUCGUGGAGACCUUCAACUUGAGGUCGACCAAGAGCGAGGCCAGCCUGUUUGAAGAGGAGAAAAAAGUCGGGGAAGAGGAUGUCAUACGUUGUGAUACAUGUAUGGAAGCAGAGGCGUCCCAGACCUGCCUCACCUGCAUGGCCUCCUUCUGCGAGGAGCACCUGCGUCCUCACCGGGAAAACCCAAACUUCGCUGUCCACCAGCUGAGUGAGCCUGUCGGUGACCUGUCGGACCGCAUCUGCCCGGACCACCACAAGCUGAUGGAGCUCUUCUGCAGCCAACAUGGCCGUCCAAUCUGCAGCCUCUGUCUCCAACAUGUCCACAAAGGAUGCUCCUUCACCUCUCCAGAGGAGCAGAGGAACCUGAAAGAGUCCGAACUCAGAGACAAGUUGGGUUUGCUGGACGGGAAGAUUGAGAAGACUGAGACUGUUGUGUUUCAAAUUAAUGACAUGCAGAGCAAGCUGAAGGAUGGAGCAGCCAAAAGAAAGUCAGCAUUAGCAGCUGUGUAUCAGCAGAUGCGGGAUAUGUUGGCCCAAGAGGAACGCGAGGGCCAAAAUGGGGUGGACUGCGAGCUGGAGAUUGGUCAGACCAAACUUCGGGACUACAUGAAGAAGUUAACCGACAAUAAUGCGAAGAUGAGACAAGCCAGAGAAGAUAUCAUCAAUAUGCUGAGUCAGUCCCAAGCCCCGGCUUUUCUACAGGCUUCAUUUGACUUGCCUAGGGUUAUAAAGUUUGACCCUUACGUGCCCCGAAUCAGCUUGGACUCCAAGAAGGUGACAGCAACACAGGCCUUUGCUGUUGCACUGAAGGAGCUUCUGACAGACACCCUUAAGCAGCCUGUUGAGGCCAGACUGCCAAUUAACAAACCAGCUGCAUGUGCAGGGUCGGCUGAGGCUCAGCAGGUAGAAUGGGUCAUCUACCGAAUGCAUGGUGAAAAAGCAGCUCCUGUCUCAGGACCUGAAAUUAGUGGAACUACUGGAUCUCAGCAAGAAUUUGGAUUACUAGAGACCCCAGGGCAUCGAAGACCGCCCAGGUCUCACAGUCCAGGUUGUCCACCCAUUCGGCAAUACUUCCAGCCAGUUCCUGUACCUGUUUUUCCCUAUAUGGGCACACAGACGGGCUGGAAUUCACCUCAGUACAGACAUGGCAUGUCUGGUUUUAAUAGGCCUGAUCCUUCUAGGCCAGGACAAAGGACAAAGCAAGGCAAAAAGCAACCCAGCGCCCCAGGUGGAAAUGAGCCAGGCGCCACUAAGAAAGAUAAUCCCAAAAGCCAUCCUGCUUCACAGAAAUCAACUCAACGCCACCCAAAGCCUACGAAAAAUAAAUAGAUGCAGCAGCAGAUGUAUUUGCUUCUGCAGUCCUGAUUCAAUGAGGGACUUGGAAAUGUGGAGAUUAUCUGUCAGUCACAAAACAGGGAAUGGCACUAUACUUUUGCUUAAAUAAACUUUAUACACAUGAGCACAGACCCAGCCUUUGGAACUUAUUGGCACUACUUAAAAUAAUAGUUACUCAGGAUUGUUGUAUGAUAUGUUCUCACAUUUAAUUGGAAAUGAUUCAUAGAGGGUGGUAGCAGUUGUUUGGAAAUGAACACAUCAGAUAUUCAGCUCUCUUGAGCUCAGUGUUUGUUACAUUGGUUGAUUAACAAAUCCCAAUAUGAUGACAUCAGUGUGAUGGUUUUACAAUUUAAUUAAAACACAGACACAGGGCUUAUAUGAAAAUAUUUAUGGGAAUGUCUUCAGAUUCAAAAGAUCGCUUAAUUACAUUCAGUUCAAUCAAAAUCAUUUUAGUCAUCUGUAGUAGCAAACUCAGCAAACCCUCUUAACUAACAUUUUUGUAAACAGCAAUGAUUUACAUGAUUGUUAC